This is a messenger RNA of Penicillium canescens, 1557 nucleotides long. RefSeq lists its product as uncharacterized. The transcript is spliced from 3 exons. Lineage: Eukaryota; Fungi; Ascomycota; Eurotiomycetes; Eurotiales; Aspergillaceae. Bases 1 to 1557 code for a protein of 518 amino acids. The record is from RefSeq and is a predicted model, not a curated record.
AUGUCUUUUAUCCGGGGAUUCCUUGACAUCUUGAAUGCCAAACUAUCUCCAGGAAUAACGUUUGACAUGAAGAAUUUGCUUCCCCGAGCAGCUAAUACCUGCACAGGGAGCAAGCAGUGGUAUGUUUGCACUGCAGGGAACUUUCGUGGAUGCUGCUCCAGUGACCCGUGUACGAGCGGCAUUUGUCCGGAUUAUGAUAAAGAUGAUACCUCGAGCACUUCAGUUCCUGGGGCUACAUCCGUAGCGGGGUUGACAGCAGUCACGGCGAAAAUAGGGAUUCCGCUUGUCUCAUCAGUCACAACAUCCUCAUCAACAUCGUCAACAAUAGAUCCGGCUAUGCCUUCGUCUACAAGUUCAGACACGACCACAACUUCAGGGACACUGACGGCAGCAGAGACGCCCACAACUUCAGCGACAUCCACAGUCUCGACAACUUCAGGAGCCACGCGUGUCACUGGGUUGUCCUCUGUCCUUGGUGUGAGCCAUGUAAGCACCGCCGCACCAUCAUCGGCAUCCAUCAAUUCAGGAGCCGCAUCCAACCGAGGUGCCUUAAUCGGUGCUGUGGUGGGAGGCGUAACAGCCUUGAUAAUCUGUGCCAUCCUACUCUUUUGUUGCUACCGCCGCAGAAGAAGACAAGGCAAACAUGAGAAACGAUCAUCCAUAAUCUCAUGGUAUCCACAUGGAGCAUUUCGAUCUCGCUACGACCGAAAUAGAUCAUCCAAAGCAAAGGCGAUAUCACCAUCCGACAGCAAUGGAUACACAGCAAGUGAACACGGAAGAACAAGCACAACAACCCUCACAACGGGCAGCUGCAGUUCACAUCCCGGUCCCGUCCCAAUCCCCUCCCCACAACGCCGAGGCUCCACCCCGGAACUACCAGAUAUAAGCUUCUACCGACUCCGCUGCGAACUAGCCCCGUAUUCAAAGGGCGAGCUUAUAAACGUCCAGAUUGACCAGCGCUGGCGCCAGAAUCAGAAUCAGAAUCAGAAUAGUAUGGCUAUUCCGAGGGCUUGGGAAUCGGCGUCAUCCAUUCCACUUGCUUAUACGCGUGGAGGGACAAGUCAGAGCCCUGGCCAGAGUGGGAGUAAGAAUGGGAACGGGAGCCCGGUCAGACAACACGCUGGCCGGGUCAUUACCGCCGAUGGGGUUGUCCUAGGUGCAAAUCUAGAUCGGUAUUUCAGUGAGAUGGAGGUUGGGAGGUCGUCGGAUAGAGGGAGGACUGUUGGGAAGGGUAGUGAUGAACAUGUUAUGAGUUUCAUGCAUUAUGAGAAUGGGAGGAGGGCUGAAAGGGCUGAGAGAGGAGGAGGAGGGCUGGGGGAUGGACGUGGAAUUGAGAUGUGGGAUACGGCGCAUGAGCUAAGGAUGGUGAAUAGUGCUUCGAGGGAGGGGCAGAGGAGUCAGGAUGCGACGGCCAUUCUGGAGGACGAUCUGAGGACUUUGGAUUGUGAUGGCGAUGGUGAUGGUGAUGUUCCGCCUGCUUAUGAUGGGAAGGAUGCUUCAUCUGAGCUUGACAUUAAGCCUCCUGCUGGGGGGAUGGAGAUAAGUGUUCGGACUUGA